Molecule: messenger RNA, 7532 nt
Organism: Protopterus annectens (West African lungfish)
Lineage: Eukaryota; Metazoa; Chordata; Ceratodontiformes; Protopteridae
Product: zinc finger protein 850-like
Exons: 5
Coding region: 195-3662 (1155 amino acids)
Biological process (GO): regulation of transcription by RNA polymerase II
Molecular function (GO): DNA-binding transcription factor activity; RNA polymerase II cis-regulatory region sequence-specific DNA binding
Source: RefSeq, a predicted model, not a curated record
ACAUGUUUAGCUGUGACUGUAAAUUAAUGUCAUAACAGAGUGGAUUAUUCUUUGAACUGUAAACGGACCUGUUCCUUCUCUGAUCUUCAAAGUACAGAGACUGUGUUUUUUACUGUUAAUUCUAAACUGCAGCAGCUGCCUUCAUUUUCCCUGAAAACCACAGUUUGUGCUGCUAAAGGCUGAAAUAAAGAAAGAUGCAUCUGGAGGCACCUGAGACAUUUGAUGAUAUUGCUGUCACAUUUACGAAAGAGGAAUGGAGGAUAUUAACCAAAAAUGAGAAGCAACUUCACAAGGAAGUAAUGACUCAGAAUUAUGAAAACAUGGUGUCAUUAGAUCAAAGUACCCAUUUCUUGUUCACUUGCUCUCCUAAGAGUCUCAUCCAACUCAGAGUGACCCUGCUAACAGUCACUGCUACCAGCAGAGUUUUCAAGGCAAAUGGGGGAAAUGGAAGAUAUAACAUUCCAUUGGAGACACUGUUGUAUCUCUUUCCAGAUCAGUCAUGUCGACCAAAUAACUUGGUGGGGGUGGAUGCUACACAGCCGAAGGAAAAACAUGACGAUAGCACCUGCAUUGGCAGGAAGAGUAAAUGGCAACAACAUGAAUUACCUGAAUCUUCCAUUCAGAGCUGUAUUGUACCAGGCUAUUGUUCCUGUUACCCAAACCAAAUUACUUCCUCCAAUAUGGAUAGUGUGGGAAAGACUUGUAAAACAGAGGAGCAGCCUGAGUAUGACAACAGGAAGAUUUUAAGCAAGGAAAGUGAUGAUUGUGAUGAGAGUCUCAGUAAACAACAAAAAGUUACAGUAAAAGGGGAUAUCAAAAAUAAGGAUGAACAUGCUUUGGGUGACUGCCAUUUUUCCCAGAGCUGUAGGUUAACAUAUCUACAGAGUAACUCCAGAGAAGGAGUAUAUAAAUGUGGUAAAUAUAACAAUUAUGAUAACAAGAGAGACCUGAUGAAUCAUCAUAAAAUGCAUUCCAGUGACAGGCAGUAUAGAUGUGUUGAAUGUGACAAGUGUUUUAUCUGGAAGGUUAAAUUGUUGUCUCAUCAGAAUAUUAAUUCAAAAGAGUUGCCUUACAAUGGUAUUGGAAGUGAUGAGUCUUUUUCUCAAAGGAAUACUAUUAAAGUUUAUCAGCAAGGGCAUUCUGGAGAACUGCCAUAUAGAUGUUCUGAAUGUAGUACAAGUUUCACCUGGAAGAGACAGUUGAUAUCCCACCAAAGGAUUUACUGUGAACAGGCAUCAAAUAAGUGUACUGCAUGUGAUAAACAUUUUUCUCAACAAGUUCAUAAAAAAGUGUAUUCUGGAGAAAAACCUUACAAAUGUUCUGAGUGCUCCAAAUGUUUUUACAAAAAGUGUUCACUGGACAAUCAUCAGAAACCGCGUUCUGGUGAAUAUUCAUGUGCUGAGUCUAGCAUGUAUUUUAUCAGAAAAUGCAGAAAGAAAAAAAAUCAAGUUCACUGUGGAGAAGGAGCAUACCGAUGCCUUGAAUGUGGCAAGGUCUUUGUUUGGAAAAAAAACUUGAUUCAGCAUCAGAGAAUUCACACAGGAGAGAGACCAUAUAAAUGUACCGACUGUGCUGAAAGCUUUGUUGUAAAGUCUGCCCUGAUACAGCAUCAAAUCAUUCACUCUGGUGACUCCCCAUUCAAAUGUACAGAAUGUAACAAGAACUUUGUAAGUAAGAGUGUUCUAAAAGUUCAUCAAGUGCUUCAUUCUGGACAGAUACCAUAUAAAUGUACAGAAUGUGGCAAGGGUUUUACCCAAAAGUACAAUCUGACACGUCAUCAGAAAAUACAUUCUGGAGAUUACCUGUACAAAUGUACAGAGUGUAAUAUGAGCUUUGCCUGGAAGUGUGUCUUAAGAAAACAUCAGCAAGUUCAUUUUAGAGAGAGGAGAUUUAAAUGUUCUCAGUGUGACAAGAGCUUUCGUCGAAAGAGUAGCCUGAUUUUCCAUGAAAGAAUACAUACUGGGGAGAAACCAUAUAAAUGCUCAGAAUGCAGCAAGAGCUUUUCCAGGAAACGGGGCCUAAUUUUCCAUGAAAGAAUUCAUAGUGGUGAGCGUCCAUAUAAAUGUUUAGAAUGUGGCAAGAGUUUUUUCCAGUCAGGGCACUUAUUAGCACACCAAGGAAUGCAUUCUGGAGAGAGACCUUACAAAUGUAGUGAAUGUGGCAAGGGUUUUGCCCAAAAAUAUAAUCUUAUAAGUCAUCAGAAAGUGCAUUCUGGGGAGGGUCUGUAUAAAUGUACUGAAUGUAACAUGAGUUUUGCUUGGAAGCAUGUACUAAGGCAGCAUCAACAAGUUCACUCUGGAGAAAGGCCAUACAAAUGUGCUCAAUGUGAUAAGAGCUUUCCUCGAAAGAGUGGCCUAAUUUUGCAUGAAAGAAGCCAUACUGCAGAGAAACCAUACAAAUGUUUUGAAUGUGGCAAGGGUUUUCAUGAAACAAGAAACCUAAAAGCCCAUCAAAGACUACAUUCUGGAGAAAAGCCAUACAAAUGUACUGAGUGUUCCAAAUGUUUUCAUGAAAAACGUUCUCUGGCAGAGCAUAUGAAAGUGCAUUCUGGACAGGGUCUGUAUAAAUGCACUGAAUGUAAUAUGCGGUUUCCUAGAAAGCAUAGAUUGCUAAAACAUUUACAUGUUCAUUCUGGAGAAAGACCAUACAAAUGUUCUCAAUGUAACAAGGGAUUUGUCUGGAAGAGAAGCUUGAUACAGCACCAACGGAAUCACACAGGAGAGAGACCGUAUAAAUGUACUGACUGUGACAAAAGUUUCUUUUUAAAGUCUAUCUUGAAACAACAUCAACUCACUCACACUGGGGACUCGCCUUUCAGAUGUACAGAGUGUAAUAAGAAUUUUGUUAGCAAGGGUGCGCUAAAAGUUCAUCAGGUACGUCAUUCUGCAGAUGCACCAUAUAAAUGUACUGAAUGUGGCAAGGGUUUUCCCAACAAGUCUCUAAUGUUACAGCAUCAGCAAGUACAUUCUCACGAGAAGCCAUUUAAAUGCACUGAAUGUGGAAAAGGUUUUGCCUGGAAGAACAGCUUGAGGCAGCACCAACGAAUUCACAUUGGAGAUCGACCACAUAAAUGUAUUGAAUGUGGCAAGGGCUUUCUCCAUAAUCAUCUAUUGAUAGCUCAUCAACAAUUGCAUUCUGAAGCAAGGCCAUAUAAAUGUACUGAAUGUGGUAAGAGUUUUAUUAAUCACAGUACUCUGAAAAAUCAUCAGUUAGUACAUUCUGGAGAAUUGCCGUAUAAAUGUACUGAAUGUGAUAAAGGUUUUGGCUGGAAAUGUCAGUUAAAACGUCAUCAACUAAUUCAUUCCCGGGGGAAACCAUAUAAAUGUCCCGAAUGUAAAAAACCUUUUAAUACAAAGAUGAGCUUAAAAGAACAUGAAAGGGAGCACUCUGUAGAAAGAACUUACCAGUGUACAGAAUGCACAAAGAGUUUUCUUUCAGAGGGAAGGUUGAUAACACAUCAGCAGAUACACUCUGGAGAAAGAACCAAAUAUCACUGUUCUGAAUGCAAAAAGUCAUUUUCCAGAAAAUCCUUUUUGGAAGAACAUCAUUUGGUUCACACUGGACAGAAACCAUUUCAAUGCAGUGAAUGUAGCAAAAGUUUUGCACAAAUUAGAGCUCUGAGAAGUCAUCGUCAGAUUCAUGCAAAGAAAGAAGCUGCAUAGAUUUAUUUUACAAGUGGCAUCUCAGUAUGUGUUGCAGCUUCAUGUAAGACACCAGCAUGGCUCAAAAGCAGUAUUAAUUUGAUGAAUUUAAACUAUAUCAUCUCUCUAGAAUUUGGUCUAAUACUGCUAAGCUUUGUAUAAAUGGGAAGGCCAGUAACAGUGGUGAAUGCAACAUGGAAUUUCCUAAAAAGAAGCAUUUAAUUGCUCAUCAAAGUAGACAACUCGAGGUAACUGUAAAACAGGAAAACAAGUAUCAUUGCAGAACAAAUGCCGAUAAGGAAGGAGCAGAACAACUAGGCAAAAGGAAAUAGCUCACUGGAAACUUCUAGAAAGGCGUGCUUUUAAAAGAAAAGCAGUGUGGUGUAGUUGGAUUUUCAGUAUAUGUGUGCAUUUGUGACUGUGACUGUAAGUUUGUAAGCACAUACACUGGCAUGCAUGCACGCACAUCACUGCAGUAGUGCAGCAGACUGUACUUCAGUGGUUUAUCCUUCACCUGCCAAGAGGUAGUCCAGAAGCAUACAAAACCUCCCACUUAGUGCUAGAUGAUAGCCAGAACGACUCCCUGUCACUUCACUCUCCUGAUAUCCUCAGAAGCAAGAGAGGAGGCAGAGCAAGCGAUCCAACAGGGUACAAUGACUUAAAGAUCACAGGCAUAUGUGGCAAAAAAACACACCAGGGAAAAAGGAUUAACAACAAAGUAAAUAAAAAUCUCUAUAGAGGCUGAAAAUAGCAGUACAGAGAAAUGUUAAGGAAAAAUAGAACAUGAGCAAUUUUGGGAUGACCUCCAAAAUGUGUUAUGGUGGAAUUGAAAAUGAAGACAGUAACAGGAAUAACACCACCAAAAACUAGUAAAUUCCAGAAGGAAAAACACGUGAGCACCAUGUUGAAGCUGACAGGAAUAUCAAAUGUGUAAGAGUUAAUCAUCACAAAUUCCAGUAGAGGUAGACAGGAUGAAUUUAAGUAACCACAAGUUUGUUUUUGACUGGCUAGAUGAACUUGAUCUUCAUAGUCUGCAUUUUUGUUGCCAUGAUUAUGCCACAAAGGUCGAGGUAAAUGUAACAUACAUGGACAGAUAUGAGCUGACAGUCAUCCAGCAUUAUUUGUGCUUAGAAGAAACUGGAGUAUCCAAAGAAAGCCCACUCAAGUUAAUGAAUGUCAGAAUUCAAUUCCAAAUCCCGGAUCUGCAGUGCAGAAACUUUAUCCAGUAAGUCAGUGAGACAGAGACAAGUUAAGAAAUGUCUCACUUGUAAAAUCCAAUAGCCAGGUAUCCAUGUAUUAUACCUGACUUUUGUCUAAACAGUAGCACCUGUACACCAUGAUUUAACACUGAGUAAAAUAUAUCUGUAUGCCCAUACAACCUGGUUAAUAGUGGAGAAACGAUACUCUUCUUUAAAAGUGGACCAUCAUCCCAUCCUGAUAAGAAUUCCAUCUAUAAUUAUCUUCCAAAAAAAUAAAAGUUGCAUACAAAAAUUAAUAUAGAUGGAAUAUACAGUCAUUUGGAUAAAAAAAAAAACAUUCAUUGCAAUAAAACAAAACAAAGUAAUACAAGGAAAUCAUAUUUUUGCUUUAUUUUAUGUGUUUGUUGACAGGGGUAGACCCUGAUCCUCAAGGAUCAUUUGCAGGCUCAGCCUGGGGUUUACCACCAGUAGAGGAAAACAUUAAACAAUAUUAUAUAGUUAACAUGUAUGAAUGAGGAUUUACAUUUACAGCUUGUACAUUAAAUAUACAGUAGAAAUAUUUUACUAAACAUAGCCAUAAUUGAGAGAUGCAAAAAGGAAUAGAAUCUCUUUGUGGAAUAAAUGCAUAAAAAAAUGACGAUUCGCUUUCAUAGAUUAUAGAAAUAGUGGCAGAUGAGCAACAUAUAUUGUUUAUUAGUAAAGUAUGUUCUACUUACUUUGACAAAGUUGUAAACUACUUUAUUGUAGAGCUUUAAAAGGCAUAAUACCAUUCCAAGUAUGGGAGUUCAGGAAAGAUAUUCCAUGGUAACUAUCACUUCUGUUUUGUCUGGUUUUCAGCCCAUUAAAUUUAACUUACAUUAGAUUAUGAAUUACAGUCCAGCAAAUAAAACUGUUUAGUCGAAUCCUGCCUUCUUUUUUGUUGAUGCACUCAAACUGUAUAGCUUACCUGACAUAUAACUUAAAGUACAAGUACGGCUAGUUAAUUUUUUUGGAUAAUGUAAGAGGUCUGUGAUGAACCAUUGUGUGAUGUUAUGGAGAUGUAAAUCAUCCUAACAGAAAUUUCUAAAGAAAAUGAAGUUGUAAGCACAGCUCAUACUUCAAAAUCCUGCAGUAAACAUACAAGCAAAUAUAUAUUUGGAAAUUAAACCAGAGAGAGAAAGUAAGAUUAUUUGUUUUUCAAACCUGGGGUUAGAUGAGUUACAGUUGUUCUAAGAUGUUGGUUUAGAUUCAUGGAUACUUCCAUGAGCAUAGGUUAGUACUAGGCUAACUGCUCUUGUGAGCCAUUUUAAGCUUAGCCAAUUAUCCCUUGUGAGAUUCAAACCCUGUAUCUUGUGUUUGUAAGGCAAACACUUUAACCAUUAGGCCACCCUCCCAACCAACCACUGAGUCUUCUGACCAUUAUCAUCUUGUCAGAACCCUCUCUUUGAUUUGCUUAGAGAAAACAGAAGUGGACAAAGUAUUACAAGAUAAGGAAUUAACACUAGAAUAAUUGACUCCCAAAACAAGGACAUGAGAUUUUAAAAAAAGGGCUGGAUGCAGUAUAGUGUAUGAAAAAAGUUGUACUAAUGUGACUACUGAAACUUCAGAUGUAUUCGAAGAGACGCAUAGGUACAGAUAAGAGUAUGAUAAAAUGUAAAAGAAACAGAACAACAAAGAUGGGAAAUACAAUGAAAAGUAAUCCUUUUACUAGUUUAUAAAAGCAGCAGUUAUAACAUGAUUUUAAUGUCAAUGUUAAGGAACCGAGUGCUUGAUAUGUUAUUAAAUAAUUAAUUGCCUGACACAUUUGAAAAUAAUUAAUUACGCAACACAUCUGAUAAAAAGAAAGUAAAAUGUUCAAACUGCAUUUUGUAACUCAUUUCCAAAAUCUUUAGUAAGAGAAUAAUUUGUAAACUUGGGUGGGAUCACACAAAGAGGAGCAGAACAUAUAAAUUACAGAUGGAAAUUGUCAGUCAAGAAGAAAAUACUUUGAAUAUUUAAGUUAUUUAACAGACAUUGAUAGGCAGAUUAAUAUAUAGUAAAAUCAGAUACUUAUAGGCAAAGUAAGCACAGCGAGCAUUUAAAAUAAACCAAAUCGUACUUUAUUUAGGUAAGCACUUUCACCACAUCAACGUGGCUUCCUCUGACCUUAGUGACAUACAUUUGAAAGAUUAUUCACUGUCUUUUCAAACUGUUGCUAGCAUGAUUAUUAGCUUGAAUAAAAGCUGCAAGAAUAAUAUGAAAUGGUUAAUUUAGAAAUAGAGUAAAAUAUUGAAAAAUAGAAAGUAGUAUAUGUGCUGGCAAACAUAUAAUAGCUUAAAUAGAUUUUAACAUCCAUGCAAAGGAGUUUGUUAUUGAGAAACAAAAGUCUGUAAAAAUAACUACGUAGAUGGCAGCUGCAAGGACAUUCAUGAAGUAAAGCUGAAACAUCAAGCAAAAAACACAAAUAAGCGCUGGAACACUGCGUUUCAGAUAGCUGAGUUUCCUUGAACCACCAAGCUUAAAGAAAGGACAAAUCAUAAAUUAGAAGAACAAAGCAAGAACUGUUUUACAUCAGACUCUGGAAAUAUACCAGAUCUUCUGGUAUAAAUGUAACUAUACAUAAACAGAUGUUGGGAAUUUGCUAUAGAGAGCUAACAGCAUAUGUGUUGCAUGUUUGUAGAACCAAAAGUUAAAUGUAACAGAAAUGUCGCACUAACUAAAGUAGUUUACUGAA